Molecule: messenger RNA, 3093 nt
Organism: Orbicella faveolata
Lineage: Eukaryota; Metazoa; Cnidaria; Anthozoa; Scleractinia; Merulinidae
Product: PGAP2-interacting protein-like
Biological process (GO): GPI anchor biosynthetic process
Cellular component (GO): endoplasmic reticulum
Source: RefSeq, a predicted model, not a curated record
UUCAGACUCCAAGAUUUUAGGAGUUCCGGUUUCACGGCGCAUGCGUUCCUUGGUUUAAAACAUGGCAAUAUCGUUCCCAGGGCCCACGUGCCAUUUGGUUGGCGCUGACCAAAAGACACGUGGGCUCUUGGAAGGAGAUUCGCCGGCUCAAGACUAUCCCCAGGCUAAGUCGAGAAUCCAACAUGACGGAGGCAUCGGAGGGUAAAGUUGUUUCUCAAAGAAGCCUUAGAAGACGGCGUAGAGAACUCCGACAUAGAGCCCAGAGUCUCGUAGAAGGAGCUACAGAUCCUUGGGAAGAAGUCGAAGAGUAUGAAACCGAUAUUCCAGAAGGUGAAGAAGAUGAAUUCAUUGACGAGGAAACUGCAGAGGUUGCCGAAGAAGUGAUGGAGUUCACGUACACGAUAAGAGAACUGGGAGCGGAAAUGAUUCUAGGAUAUGUGUGGUGGUCACUUAUCCAUGGAAUAGCCCCAAUGAUCUGGUUCUAUCCGCUAAAUGAGCUUGAAAUUUCUGGUUAUGAAGCAUUUGUUGUAACCAUUCUAUCACCCAUAUUUACUGGGAUUGGCAUACUGCUACGGUUCUCUGGUACCAUACAUGGCUUGGCGUUUUGGCGAGUUCUUUCCUUGGUGGGUAUUGCUUCUUUCCAGGCACCAACAACCCUUAUCAGGUUGAUGAUGUUGGCAUUUGGUUGCGGAACAGCAAUGCUCUGGUUUUGUGGAAUGAUUUGGUCGAAGGAUCCUAAAGAGAGGGUACUUUCAUUCUGGGGCCUUAUUCUGGGUUUGUUUCUUUUGUUGUUGUUGCGCACUUCAUAUGUCACUGUCAACCCAAUCUGGUCAGAUGUCACCAGCAACAGGGUCGUUCUACUUAUUGCUGUCAUCGCCACCUUAGACAGAGUAUACACUGGCUAUAUGAUGUCCAUCUCUCAGUCAGGACCUCAAGCAAAGUCAUCAACUGAGCCCCAAGACUCAAAGGUCUCAGGUCCUGGGUGGUUCUUAGUUGCUUUAGGAUUUGGUGCCCUGAUGUUCCUCACUCAUGAUGUCUUUGGUGAAGUGUCACUCAUUUGUCGCUGGGCUGUUGCAGGUUAUCCACACACAGGACCCAAGCCCAACCCAUGGGGUGCUGCAGUGAUUAUUGCUCUUGGUGUUGGUGUCCUUCUCUCUCGUUACAACUGGACUAGUAACUUGUUUUGGUGGCUCGUUGGCUCUGGUGGGGCAGCAUUACUAUACUUCGCCCCUCGUUACUGGUCCUUUAUUGGUGGUCUAAUGCUUAGCGUCUACACCCUGUCCAUCUGGCCAGCCAUGAUUGACAGACUGUUCUGCCGUCCUGUUGCACGUACACUCACUUUAGCUAACUUGGUUUACAUUGUCCUUAUACUUGGCUCAGUGUGGGUUGUGGCAUUCAACUUUGUACCUGGGGGAGAGUACACAAGGGAGAGAACUCAUGUAUUAUUGGGUAUCACCAUGGUCUUAAUUGGAUUUGCUUUAAGGACAAAGACGGCACCAGAUGUAAAGGAAGCCUAUGGAAAAAUUAAAAAGCAAGAAAGUGUUAAUGACGAGAAACAUCCAGAUGUUCAGUCUUCCACAAAACAGAAACCCCUUGUGGUUAAAUUCAAUAAUGUUGCUUUUCUUGAGGAGCAUGGAGAGAGAUUUUGGUUUUUCAGGACUCAUGUCAUUCCAGUCCUUCUUUGUAUCAUCAUGGUGGCAGUUAUUAUAAUGGCAGUGAGAUUUCACAGACUUAAUUAUGUCACUCCACAGAAGGAAGACCCCAGUGUGUUUUCAGCCAUGAUCUGGACCGUCCAUUUUGCAUAUGAUAAUGUUGGCUGGCCAAGCUUUGAGAGAGCAGCACAAAUGAUCAAUGAUACUGAUGCUGAUGUGGUUGGUUUUCUGGAAAGCGACUGCUCAAAGCCUUAUCUUGGAAAUCAUGACCUGGCCAUGUGGUUUGAGGAAAGACUAGGAAUGUACUCUGAUUUUGGACCGUCCACCAGAGACCACACGUGGGGUGCCACACUUCUCUCCAAAUAUCCAAUAGUGAAGUCUCUUCAUCACUUGCUUCCAUCCCCAAAAGGGGAAUUGGCGCCAGCUUUAAGUGCAACCAUCAACAUCACUGGCAACCUGGUGGACAUUGUUUUGGUUCACAUGGGAAACGAUCGGGACAAUUUAGACCGAAAGCUUCAAGCUCAGGAACUGGCCAGGAUUAUGGAUGAAAGCCCAAAUCCUGUGGUGUUUCUGGGAUACGUGACGUCAUCCCCUAAAAGUCGUGAUUACCGCGUGCUGACGGAGAAGGGACGAACUAAGGACAUAGAUAAAACAGAUUCUGACCGCUGGUGUGAAUACAUUAUGUACCGCGGGCUCAUACGGCUGGGAUAUGCGCGGAUUUCCCAUGGGGGACUCAGUGACACCGAGGUCCAAAUGGCCAAAUUCCGUAUUCCCCCUCCUGGAGAGAAAUACCAGGAUAACGACAUUCUAACGACGAGUCCUAAGGACGUAGCAGAGAACAUACGAUUCCCCAACAGGUUUGGUGCUUUCUACAAGGGACAUUACUCAUCUUGGCAGCAUCACUAUCACAUGUCAACUCCAAAGUACUUUCUACCAGCAGAGAAAAAGAACAAGAAAUAGAAAGAAUAACUUGAAAAUCAUAGGCGGCAAGCGUAGAAGCAGGUGUCUUGCAGACAGAGCUAAACAGUGGAGUGUGAUAUGGCCCUCAGCUCGGCUUACGACGACGGGACUUCAAAGUUUCCGAAAAAGGUUCGAGUAAACUGCGAUAACUCCGAAUUCAUUCGCUCAAGACGUGCCAAGAUUCCGGCCAAUUUGGCCAAGUAAUUGUUCUAAAUUCGCGGAGGCUGAAAGUGCUUUUCCAUGAGGAACUAAGGGCAACCAUUGUGCAUCGAGAUCUUUUGAUCGAGAUCUUUUCAGAUGCCUCGAGAAUCACCUGAGUCCUAUGUAGACAAGGUAACAGCGCUUUGAUUCGCGUGAAAAGUACUGAGAAGAGGACUUGAGAUACGAAGGAAUAUAGCGAAAAAAAAAAACGAAAACCUUGCAGAGCUGUAGGACGAAAUCGGAAAGAAAACAAAAAUAAAAACUCAUUAUAAAAAAAGAA